Messenger RNA from Maniola jurtina (meadow brown), 10350 nucleotides. It is a transcript of the gene Syn1, whose product is annotated as beta-1-syntrophin. NCBI's taxonomy places the organism in Eukaryota, Metazoa, Arthropoda, Insecta, Lepidoptera, Nymphalidae. Gene Ontology annotation, molecular function: structural molecule activity; protein binding. The record is from RefSeq and is a predicted model, not a curated record. Gene Ontology annotation, cellular component: dystrophin-associated glycoprotein complex; intracellular anatomical structure. The transcript has 8 exons. The coding region runs from base 440 to 1990 and encodes 516 amino acids.
UAGGUACCUACCUAGCUACCUACUGGCUAUGCUCUAAAUUAAUAAACUUUUUGAGUUUUGCCAUAAAAUGAAAAUAAUUGUGUACAGUUUUCUAACAAUAAAAUUGAAAAUUGGAAAGGGAAAAAACUAAUUUGUGUUAUGUUGUAACUUGUAAUAUAACGACUUACGUCUUGCAACCCUGACUUUGCCUGUAAAUAGUAAUAUUGAUUGUAAAAUCAAAAAAAUGUGAAUCGUAUUGUGAUUGUAUUUACUUGGGGUCAGUGCGAAAUGUUUAAAGGAAUUUUAACUAAUAACUAUAAGGAAAUAUGUAAAAGUUCAUCGAGUUACUAUUAGAAACUGUUAUCUUUGUAUCGCAUUUCAUUUCUGACCUUCAUAUUUUGGCUUUCAAACUUACUAAAGAAUUAAAACUGAGAUAAGGUAUCAGUAUUUGUUUAGAAUUAUGGUGGAAAACGGUGCCUCUAGUGGUGGCAGCGAAAGUCCCAACGCUACAGGCGUUAGGUCUGGCCUAUUGGAAACCCUCGUGCGCGGCGUUUGGUACAGGGUUCAUUGUUCCUUAGAAGACGACUAUCUGAGUGUGUGCCUUGACGAUGGCUAUGACGCCACAACGACCCUAAACGGAACCUUAAACAACAAUAAUGUCGAAACACCGAACAGCGACUUCACAGAAGUACCAGAAGCAAUAGCCAACCAAAAACGCUUAGUCCAAGUGGUCAAAUCAGACAAUAAUGGCUUGGGUAUAUCAAUAAAAGGUGGGAUUGAAAACAACAUGCCCAUAUUAAUAUCAAAAAUAUUCAAGGGUAUGGCGGCAGACCUUACUGAGCAGUUGUAUGUUGGAGAUGCCAUACUUUCUGUCAAUGGAGAGGAUUUAAAAGAUGCCACACAUGAAGAAGCAGUUAAAGCAUUAAAAAGAGCAGGGAAAAUGGUUCAGUUAGAAGUUAAGUAUUUAAGGGAAGUGACACCAUACUUCCGUAAAGCAUCCAUAAUUAGUGAGGUGGGUUGGGAGCUGCAACGCGGCUACAUGGUGGAGGCGCCGCCGUCGCCGCCCUCGCCGCGCCGCCGCAGAGCCGACACUAGAUAUGUGCCACUCUUAAUGGCCUGCGUUGCUAAGAAUCUGCGACACCAUGACCCUGAGGAGCGCACAAUAGAGAUCUACUCUCCGGAUGGCGUGCACGCGCUGGCCCUGCGCGCGCCCUGCAGUACGUCGGCCGCGGGCUGGCAUCGCGCGUUGCACGCGGCGGCGCGGCGUGCGGCGCGUGCGGCGCUGGCGCGUGCCCGGCCGCGGCUGCGCCCGCUAGUAGGCGACGUGCGAUACGCGGGCUGGCUUGCGAGACGGCCGCCGCAGGAUCAGAUGGUCGCAUCCGGCGGCUCCGACAGUUCGGACGACGCGGAAGGCUGGCAGCCAACCUUCGUAGCUAUUACAGACCGCGAAUUAAGGCUGUACGAAGCGGCGCCGUGGUCGGCGGAGGCGUGGUGCGCGCCUACGGAGAGCUUCGGGCUGGCGGCCACGCGGCUGGCGUGGUGGCGGCGCGGCGCGGAGGGCGCUGCAGCGCUGGGCGUGCGCGCGGGCACGCCGGCCGGCCUGUGCGUGCGCGCGCUGCGCGCCGACACGCCGCACGACCUGGCUGCCGUGGCCGGCGCGCUGGUGGACGGCGCGCACCACGCCGUGCGCGCGCAGCCCGAGUUCACUUUCCGGUGUCGGUAUCGCGGCGCUUGCGCGCGGCUGUCGCUGGGCGCGGGCGGUGUGUGCGUGUGGGAGGCGGCGGGCUCGCUUGGGCGCGGCGGUGCGCGCGCGUUGUAUCGCCGCCCGCUGCACGCACUGCGCGCCUCUGCAGACGACGACCGCGCGGCGCUGUGGCUGCACUUCGCAGACGACGACACGCUCGAAUUGGACAUGGAAGGCAGCCCGAAGCCGGCGGUGUUCAUCCUGCACAACUUGCUGUCCGCGCGCGUGCACUCGUUGCCCGGAGAGGCGGCGACCCAUCCGCUAUAACCCGACGUGGACGCUUCGCCCGAAGCGGUCUCUCGCCAACAUCCUAGCAUUCCAAGCAACUAUCAACAAUAACUAAUAUGUACGAAUGUCUUAUAAGUUAUAAGCUAUUUAUUAACAUUAAGGUGAUUUCCUAUCCCCAUAAAUGCGACUCCCAUUAAAAAUUCGAUCGAUAAUAAUAUUCCUCCGAUUUCACUCCGGUCGGUUUUGUAAGAGGAGAGUGCAGACAAUGGGGAUCUACACUGCCAAUUUAUUCUGACAGGCUGGGCCGUAGAAGUAGUAUCCUCUGUGGAACUUGCUAUACUGAACUGUCAGGUCUGGUAUCUAACUAAACGCCGAGGAGACAACAUGUGUAUAGUCAACCAAUCUAUUAUGAAUCUGAAUGGUCGACUCAAUACAUCUCCUCUCCUCUCCACUUAGGUGGAUACCAAGCCUUAAACGCCACAAUAAAAAAAAGUAUUGUCAUGUAAACAUACGAAUCUCCUUAGUCUAAGUAAGAAACUAUGAAUAUGACAGCUUGCAUUGGCCCGACCUAUUGAGGCGCUCUCCGAGAUCAGUUUUGCCUGUGGAUCCCCAUUGUACAUGCUGCGAGCGGUUAUAUGAAAAUCGACCUUAUCUAAUUCAAAUAGAGUUGUAAUAACAGCUGCCAGUCGGCGCGAGAAUAAAAGAGUGACACUGUACUAGUGCAAAUUGUAUGUGUAUUUAUUUACAACUCUAUCAAGAUGAGAUAAGGUCGAUAUUUGAUUGCCUGCAGAAAGGCGCUUACUGCAUUUUCAAUUUAAUAUUCGCUGGUCUAAAAAUUGCAGUAUCGUAUUACUUACAACAAAUCACUCAUUAAAAACAAAAAUGACUAUUCAAAAAUUUGCAGUGCUGCUCGGUCACUUUUGUUUUCAAUGUGCGUUAAUGAUAAAGGCAAUAAUUUAUUCCGAAAGUUUGCGGUAUCUUGCGGUAUUUAGAAGCCUUAAACAAUAGUCAAUUUUGUCAGCCAACGAUAUUAUUAACGAAAAUAUUAUUUUCUUAGUACCUUUUUUAUUGUUACAAUAUAGGCGUGUAGUUUUGGCGAGAACAAAUUGUUGAAAAUAUUUGUUUCUUUAAUGAAUACCUACAUCUUGAGAUCUCACUUGCCAUUUUAGCUCUAUACUGUCCACUUUCAUGUCAAAAGUACGAUUUUAGUCUUUAAUAUAAAGACCAACCGUACUUUUGACAGUUGUAUGUGUCAACUGUCAAAAGUACGUGUACUGUGUAGUGUGUACGGUAAAAUGGCGAGUGAGAUCUCAAAAUGUACGCACUAUAUCGUUAUUAUGUUCUCUAAAGGUUUAAUGUAUCAAAACUUUAGACGAGAAGAGAAAAUUAGAAAUUUUAAUAUUUAGUAACCGAAUGAAUUCAGAAUCUCUUGUGUUGUUCAUGUAAUCUGAAAUUUGAGUGACUUUUUUCCAAUAUAGCGUAGAAUUCAAAUAACGCCUUAUAGCAAGCAAUUAUUAUCAAACUUGUACUUUUUUAAGUCUUAACUUCACAGUGGAUGCGGCUGUAUUUUUAAUCUGUGCUCUAGCCCAGAAAAUAAAAUGCAUUGCUCAAAUCUUACUUCAAUGCAUUCCAUGACUAGCGUAACGACUAGCGCACACUGAGCAGCAAAAUGCUCGAGCGAUCUUCAUUGAUAAAUUGAUAAUCAACUCAAUCACAACUAAAAUAGAGUUCAAAAUAGCGUGUAAUAGAAAAUCCACAAGGAAUUAUCUCUUGCACGCUAUUUUGAAGUCUACUUAGCUGUGAUUUAGUUCCUUAUCAAUUUAUCAAUGAAAACUGCCCGAAUAUUUUGUUGCUCAGUUUAUGCUGACCCGUAAUGUUUUUAUAUAGGGUGGGAUUUUUUGUGUUUAUUCUCUCUACAUAAUAAGGAGGUAACCUGGACUCUUCCAAAGAACGAAUCUCUAAUUUUUAUUUAAUUCUAAGACAGUAAGGAGUUGUAUGAUAUGUUAACGAUUAUAAUAUAUUUUUUUAUAAUUUAUUUGUUGUAUAUAACCGGUAGAUGUAGUGUUUUAUAAUCGAGAAUACAUUCCCAGAAUGUAGUAUAGAUUUGCUUUAAUAAGUGUAGGUAUGUUUAAUCUCAAAUAUUUUUAAGAUUCGACUAGCUAAUAUUGCGCUGAAUGUGUCACUACUCAUUACAUGUAAUGUUAAACAAUAUGGCAGUAGACCACAAAAUAGAAAAGUAACAGGUCUCCUCGACACCACACGUAAGGUGCACUCAUGCAUAGACGCGUGUGAUAGCGAGCUCAGCUUAUUCAACUCAGCCGACUUUUGGCUGACUUAGGAGCGAUGCAUACCAGCAGAGCCAAGGCCCUUUCUUGAUUAUAACUCAACCUAAACUUUGUUUGCUUUAGCAUAGCGGCAGCGACGCGAAUUACAUUCGCAGCUUUUUGGAUAUUGCAGACGUUGCACAAUCCCACCAAUGCAACCAAACAAUUAUUAAGACCGCGAUCGAUAUUUCAUACUAAGUAAAAUUAAGCAUAUAGCAAUUAUUUUCUUAACUUCAGAGAGAAUACUAGAACAGAAAUUUCUAAGUAAUAAUUUUGGUAUUUUUUUUUGAAUCCCCUAAAACGUCACUAACGUAUUUCGCGCGGUAAGGUUAGGUUUUGUUUCCAGUAUGCCAAUUUGAACCUUAUGUCAAAGUACAUAAAGCUGAGUUAAAAUCUGUUGUUAUCAAAAAACUCUGCUUCACUCCGUUUAUUGACGCUAGCCUUUAGGUUGAUCUCGCUGUCGCACGCGUUUAUAUACGCAUCAGAUAAUGUGUGAGUGUGUACUAUUACCACGCCUUGGGUUAAAUGGACCUUCUGUUACCUCUCUAUAUGGUGGUAAAACGCCUUAAAGUCCUUUUUGUAUGGGCUGUUGUAUGGAUAAUAAUAACUCUUGAUGUUUGUUAGGAUUACCCAUUCCGUGUAGGUAUAAAAUACUCGUAUAGGACAGGAGAAGAUGGGGUUUUAAAUUGAUCGCACACUGCCGCAAGAGGUUGAAAACCACAAGUUUGACGUGAAAAGGAAGAGUUAUUCGUAUUAAAUCGCUUGGCAGCACGGUUUUCCCGGUAGUGUGAUGACUAGCUACGGCCGAAGUCCCACGAAGGUUGGUGAAAUGACCGGCUAGCCGCUAGUCAAAUAACAUCCUCAGUUUACCAUAAAAAAUGUACACUAAAAUUACCGCUUGUACGCGCACUCAUAUACAAUAUUUAACCUUAGCUUAAUUCAGAGUCGACCUCUGUGCUGACGGUGACGUCAUUCGCAUUUUCAGUAGAUACUUACUGAAAAUUACGUAACUUGCGGCUUUGCUACUGUGUGCUAUCAACUUUAACCAAGGACAGAUACAAUUUUUUGAAAUAAUAUUAUUGUCUAAAGAAUAGAAACAAACAGUGGACAAUAAUAUUAGAGCAGUAUGAUUUCCAAAAAAACGUUUAAAUUCCCUAAAAUUAUAUUUAAUCAUUUAUUCAUAAUGUAAAAAACAUCACGUCAUAGGUUUACAGUGUGUUUUGUAUGUUUCGAACAGUAAGAGGAAAUUAUCCACAGAAAAGGAACUUGAUCCAUUUAAAAACCCUUUAAAAUUUUAAUUACUGGUUAGUAGCCCUUGUCAAAACGUUAUUAUUGAAAGUUAAAAAAAGAGAAAUACCACCACAAAAUACUUAGUAGUACCUUCAGGGUAGAGAUUUGCUCCAGAAAGACGUUUAAAUACUAUAGUGAUUCUGGUCUUGUGUUUUUGUCUUGUUUAGUUUUAUUUGUUGUCUUGAUGCAAACUGCACAGCGCUGCGGUCUAAACUUGAUAAACGCCUCUCUCUCCUUUGAUCUCUAUCUCUCUCCUUUUAUCUCUAUCUCUCUCUUAGUCCAAAGAUAAGAUAAGAUAAUUGCGCAAGUGAUGUCGAAGCGGGCAGACCGCUAUACGUAUAUUUCUACAUUCCUACCUGUAAUGGUGGUAUCACCAAACACAGUUUAUCUCCUUUGGUUUAUGAUACCCCAUACUAUUUCAAACAAAUAAAACAUACUGUAUAAAGGUGUAAUAAAACUAUCAUAAUAAUACAUUAACAAGUAGCUCAUAUCAUAGGAACGAAUCGUAUGUUAGUUACCGUAUCUAUAAAAACGAAACGCUAUAAUGCUUAGAAUAAUGUACUAAAUCUUAGGAGUACUUCUCUAAUGAACUGUGUUGCCAUAUCAAUUAGAAAAACUAUUAUAAUAUAAUAAGUCUCAGUAAUCUUAUAAUCUCUUAGCAUUUCUAUCGAUACAAUAUUGUCAUUCCUCUGUAUACUGUAACUUAUUACUAUUGACAAAUUUUUUACUCUUUGUAACAGAAUUCUGCCCCCUAGCACCGAACUUGUGAUCAUAAUAUGUAUUACAAUCGCAAUUUACUUAUUUAAUUAACAUAAUAGUUAAAAUUAACCUUUUCGGAUGAUAGCGGUUUCGUAUAGCGUUGUCUCUGUCAUUGAGACUGACAAAACGUCACAUAGAAAUGAGUGACAGAGACAGCGCUCUACGAAGCUGAAAGCUCUUUCUAAAGUUUGAUGUACAUUAUUUCUUGCCAGCUACUAUUGUAUACCUCGUUCGUACGAGAGCUUUUUAAACGUGCAUUUUAAAAGCGUUGCCUAAUUGCCUUGAAACAUGUAGGUACCCAUGCAUUUAUUCAUACAUAGGUAACCAUGCAUCUAAUCACACGUAAGCGAUUCUGAACAAGUUACUUUUUAAUCGAACAUUGAUGUUAAUUGGUUUUACAAAACCUCUAAACUACCAAAAUUGAGAGCUCUAAAAUUAAUGUCGUCUUUUAAACAAUGUUUUAUGAGAAUGUGGAUGGCACUACUUUUGGGCUUUUUUUAUAGAUAUGGGUGCAACCGAAUCAGCACUAGUUUUAAUUUUCAAUGCUCGAUGGUAAGUGUUAACUCCAAAGUUGUUUGCACUAAUAAUGGUGGGAUUUUAAACGCAACGUUUUUUUACCACCGCCGUUUAAACAAGGACUUACAGUAGAAAUAGCUAAUGGAAAAGUUAUGACAAAAUUCGGUGCUACGGUCAGUGAAACGUGUUAUCAAAUGAUUAUUUAUUAAGAUUGCUCAGGAUGCAAAUGUCUUGCGAUUCAAUCAAUCAUCCUGUUUGUAUCCACUGCUGGACAAAUACCUUCCCGAGAGCGCGCCAACACACGGUUUCCUCAUCCAUCCACUUCCCGCUAUCUUAAGGUGGUGAAGUCAGCGGGCUGGUGGAGGUCGUCCCAUGCUGCGCUUGUUGGUACGCGGUCUCCAAUCCAGAACACAUAUUUUGCUUUCACGAUUAUCGGUUUUGCGACAUACAUGACCUAUCCACUUUGGCAGUGGGCAGGCUGUCUGGUUCAGCUUGCUAUGAGUAAUUCGUUGUGUGUGCGAUUUAUAUAUGAUUUUUAUACAUGCCUGGGUAAUCUUGUGUAAUCAUAGAUGAAGCGUGCCAGUCCCUGGUGUAAAAACAUGUCUACCAAUCAAAAUUAUUUUAGGGUUGCUAAUUUGCUAAUGAAUUAUAUGACAAUUCAAAUCUCAUCAUACUUUUAAGUUAAAAUCAAACUGAUAGAUAACAACUACUAAAAUGACACUAACAGUCAAAGACUACCUGAUCUUAGGGCAAAUGGUAAAAAAUAGUGAAUUUAUUGAUUUUUUAAUUAUUGUAACAAGAGUACUCCUUCCUACUGAAAGAAACACAGGUUUUUAUCGGUUUAUCGGGCAUAGACCGAUAUAAAGUGAGAUGUACCACUCACGACACCGAUUGUUUAAAUUCGAAAGAAUACAAUUAACUAAUGGCGCCGAUUCUGUUGUCUUUCUCUAAACUAAAUUUAGAGUACUUUCAUCUUUUUCUUUUUAAUAUUGUUUAAAAAAACAGGACAUGGAUUUUACAUAUUUUAAAGACAAAAGUCACGAGGUUUAACAGCUAUUAGUAAGAACCUAGACUGUUACUUACUACGAGACUAUUAUUUAUAGGUACCUACUUUUUUUAUUCCAGGGACUAAAAUAUUAUUCUCUCUUCCACCGUAGAUAUAUCCGAUACACGCACAACCAAUUGAUUGCAUUUAUGUUUAUUAUUUUUAUAUACACAAUUUUGUUUAUUAAUACGUAAUAUUAUGUAUUUACACAAUUCCAAUACAAUGAGUAACUAUUUUUUAUAAUAUUUUGCAAAAAAAAAAACAAUAAAGGUAAAAUUAAAUUUAACUAAGUAGUAAAAAGUCCAAUUAUUGUAAAAGUUUUUUAUAACUCUUGCAUGUUAAAACCUACCUACAUAUCUACAGUAAAAUAAUACGCACAUCCAAUUUUUGACCGCGAGUUUAUAUGACACUGCCUCAAUUUAUCAAUCAGUAUAAAGACCAAGGCUUUAUUUAUUAAGUCUGUUUCACGCCGGAGCAACAACAUGCGACACACAGCUUGCGCCAGUCCUAUGCCAAGAAAACAUCGAAAUAAUAUUACGUUACGUUAAUACAGUGUGCUACAUUUAAAAAAAAAACUAAAGUUUAGCUUUGUUGUAUGCCACGUGGCUUGCUGUAAUGUCGCAUUUUGUGGCUCUGGUGUAAAUGAAACUUAAAAGAUUUUUAUUGGUUAUUUAUUGAAAGUAUAAUAGACUCCAAAUACAACACCUGUAUAUACAUAAUUAAAUUUGUAUUUUAUUAGUUUGUAUGAAUAGUUGGGUUCAUUUUUGAGCGGAUUUUCAAAAUAGAUUUCAACUUGUGAAUUUUAUUUUACUAGAAGAUAAUUUUUUUUACUUGUUCCGUUAAUAUUUUGUUACAGAUUUAUUAACUAGCUCACAAUUAGUUUGAUAGAUAAGAUUUACUUACGUGCUGCUAAUUCUGUAACACACACAAUCUAAAAACUUAAUUAAAUUAUCAAGACAAAAGGAAUGUUAUAUUUAAAAAAAAAACCGGCCAAGUGCGAGACAGUCGCCCACCGAGAGUUCCGCAGCUCGGAAAGAAAAAAUCAAAUAAUUAUUUGGUUAAAGUAAUUUACCGUCUUAAAACAAAUUCCUUUUAUUUGCGAUCGCAAAACAACAGACCGUGUAUAAGGGUUCCUUUUAUAUUAUUUUGAUACGGAACCCUGACAAGGAUAGCAUAAUGUACUUUUGUAGAUCUGCCCCCCGAUUGUGGAGGAAAAACGUAUUCAUCGUUAUCGUAAUCGACAGCAGAUUCUGUCCUUUGAUUGGUUGAUUCGCUGUUUACAUUUUUUCACAGCCAAUCACGGGGCAGAAUUUGCUACCAAUCACAAUAGCGAUGAAUACGUUUUUUUCUUAGUUCUAUUCACACUUACACAUUAUUUUUAGACCUGCCAAUUUGGUUUAGUAUAUAGAGAGUACACAACCGAAUUAGCACUAUUGACUUGCAUAUAUUAUUUAUAAGCGGGCAAUACAGUUAGCUAUUAAUUUGGCUUGUCCGCCCUAUAAUAAUUAUGCAGUAUUAUUCGUGUGUAAUUGUACUCCUCGCAACGUAUGCAAGCCCAUGUUAUGUUACGUAUGUUAUGUUAUUAAAUAAGAUGAUUCGAUAGAAAAAAUUCUGUAACAAAUAGACCUAUCGACUGUGAACUGGCAACAUGUCCUAUCUAUUCACGAUUUUACUUUAUUUUUCGAACUCUGCAGUGUCUUAAUUCAAGACAGUUCUCUACCUUGGAACAAAAAUUUGAAAAAAAAAAAAACUAUGUACGUUUAGGCGUAGGUAUACAAUCGCUUUAAUACAACAACAAAGUAAGGAAGUGAAGGAAAUAAGUUUUUUUCUCCAUCCUGUAAAGGUUAUUUAAAAAAAAAAGAGUAUUAGCCAUGUCAAUGAUGAGCAUUCCCCUUUCCCCUCCAACUAAGCGUAAAGCUUGUGCUAGGAGUGGGUACAAAAAUAGUGCAACAGAAGAGGUUUGAACCGCCGACCUUUCGAAAUGCAGUCCGCUCAAUUGUUGAGCUAUCGAGGCUCGAAAUUGAGAUAGUAUCAGUUGCCAGUUCAGCUUAUCCGCGAGAAGUUGUAUAGAGCACUCUGUUACAUUAUUUCAUACAAAUUAUACUUACAGACAAAAAUCAAACCGCUCAGUAACGGGUAAAAAAUGAAACUAAAAUUAUACUACGAUUAUAAUAAGCUUGUAUGUCAUUUGCAUAUAAUUUGAUCUGAAGCAAGAUAUUAUAGCAGUAGUGUUUUGAUUAAUUGUUAUUAAUUUUUCGUCUUGAAAUGUACCGAUUUAUAACAUUUUAGCAUAAUAUUUUUAUUGGUUAUUUUAUUAUUGUUGUAUUAUUUAGGUACAUAAUAAAAUCGAAAUUCUAUUUUUAUUUAGCGAAUUAUUGUGUUAUUUUGUUUUAAUGUGAUCAACUGGUAUGUGUGAUAUCAUCGAUAUUUAGAUCUGUCAUUAAUCAUUAAAACAACGAAGAAAG